Molecule: messenger RNA, 1691 nt
Organism: Labrus mixtus (cuckoo wrasse)
Lineage: Eukaryota; Metazoa; Chordata; Actinopteri; Labriformes; Labridae
Gene: rbm41
Product: RNA binding motif protein 41
Exons: 7
Coding region: 123-1454 (443 amino acids)
Biological process (GO): mRNA splicing, via spliceosome
Cellular component (GO): U12-type spliceosomal complex
Molecular function (GO): pre-mRNA intronic binding; U12 snRNA binding
Source: RefSeq, a predicted model, not a curated record
CCCGAAAUAUUUUCUCUGUAACCAUGAAUCAUCUAGAGUAUAGUUCAUUUCGUUCAUGUAUGGAUUCUACUACAUUUCCCAUGAUUCCACACUGAGCGGAACAGGAAGCACGAGGCGGAAACAUGCGAAGAGUGAGCCGGCAGUCCUGUGAGGACGGCCCGCUGCUGGAGGAGCAGGAGACGGAGGGCCAGCGACAGCUCCACAGCCUCCUGCUGCAGCAGCUCCACACCGACGUGGACAUCCAACGAUGUGUAGCCAAGAAGCAGUGCUUCGCCCCAGCGGCGCUCUAUCGGCCGUUUGGCGAGCAGGCAGCCGGUGUGAGGAGUCUCACCCAGUUUCAGGCCCUGCAGGACGGGGAGACGGAGCUGGCCAGCCUCCGGGAGCUGGGACUGACCGACACCGAGAUCCAGCUGUGGCAGAGCAGAGACGCACCGGAGGGAGCCGAGAAGUCCCAUGGUGUGUGUGCGGCUCCAGGUGCGAAGCAGCAGCGUCUGCAGGUGAUCAGAGACAAGAUCGAGGCCCGUGCAGAGCUCAUGUCCCGCCCACAGCGCUUCGCCUCCAGCCGGCCGCUGUCACGCCGGGAGAUGGAGAUCGAACGAGCGCUUUUCCAGGGAAACGAUCGCCUGGGCUUCCUCACUGCACUUUACCACAGAGAUGAAGAGAACCAGGAUGGCCAGCAGGGGGAGUCGGCCUCUGAUCCAAUGGAUUCUCUGUACAGAGACGUUCUCUGCAGGGAGAGACAGCGGGACUCACAUCACGACUCUCAGGGAGAAACAGCCAAAACAUCCAACACGUCGACACACAGGACUGAAUCUGACCAAUCACAGGACUCACAGAAGGACAGCAGCCAAUCGCAUGAAGCGUCCGACCUUCAGUCAGAGCCUCAGGGUGAAACCGGGUGUUUGUCUGAGCAGUCAGAGUGGAGUUCAGUCACCUCAGAGCGGCAGCCGGCUCGGGACAGAGCGGCUGCUCCGGCGCAGAUAAAUAUCAAACAGCCAAUCGGCAGUCUGCGCGGAGCAGGGGCGGCGAGGUCAGAGGGGCCGCUGACUCUCCGAGGGGAGAUAGAGACGAUCUCAGACGAAGAAAUCCUCAACAACCGAGAAUCUGAGGAGGGGAUCAGGAGCAUCCCGAGGUUCAGAAACUACCAGCCGGGGAAACCGUCCAAGGUCCUGUGUGUGAAGAACCUGAGUGCACAGGCAUCAGUGUCCCAGCUGGUGGCGCUGUUCUCCAGGUUUGAGCAGGAGAACGGAGCGCCAGUCGUUUACCGCCUGCUGACAGGACGGAUGAAGGGUCAGGCCUUCGUCACUCUGCCAGACGCUGAAGCGGCCGACAGCGCCCUGCGGUUGGUCCACGGAUACCGUUUACACGGGAAACCUUUGGUGGUUGAGUUUGGCCGUGAGCGACAGGAAGAGGGGAAACAGACGGAGCAGGAAGUGCAGGAGGGGAAUAAUUAAGACUUUAGUGUGUGUUUGUUCCUGACAACAACCUGAAGCCUCGUCGAGAUGUGAAUAACAGACGCAGGUGGAAGUUCUUAAGUGUCUUAUUUAAGUUUCAGAAUCAUGACACUCUCUCCCAGUUUGACUCAUUAAAUACUGUUUUUUUUUUUUUACAAACUAAUAUUUCUGAUCAUCUUUUCUGUGCUCUAUUUAUAACAAUUAAAAGAAGCUGCCUUAAAAACAUUACAAAUAGAA